Molecule: messenger RNA, 946 nt
Organism: Asparagus officinalis (garden asparagus)
Lineage: Eukaryota; Viridiplantae; Streptophyta; Magnoliopsida; Asparagales; Asparagaceae
Product: peptidyl-prolyl cis-trans isomerase FKBP17-2, chloroplastic
Exons: 2
Coding region: 78-824 (248 amino acids)
Cellular component (GO): chloroplast
Molecular function (GO): peptidyl-prolyl cis-trans isomerase activity
Source: RefSeq, a predicted model, not a curated record
UCUAAUUUGUGCACAAAAAAAAGUGCAAUCUCAAUAGAGACAUACCAUCUCCUGACAAGGCUCCCAUUGAAUCAACAAUGGCUGCAUUCUUAGGCUCACCAGCCAUUAAUCUCCCUCGCCCUCUUCUCUCCAAAACUCAGCUCGCCAACUGCACUUCUCAACAAGGCAAACAACAAACUCAGUCCCAGCCUCAGACUCAGGCAAACCAACCUCUGAUUGCAAAGCCAGAGCCAGGACCAACACUACCGAAGCCAAAAUCCGUGUCAACGCCCGCAGAGUCCACAGACUGGAUUGCAUCGUCGCUGACGAGGCGGUUCGGGCUCGGCGCUGGGCUCGCAUGGGUCGGGUUCCUCGCGUUCGGAGUGGUGUCGGAGCAGAUCAAGACCAGGUUUGAAGCGUCUCAGCAGGAGGCUAAUACCAAGGAUGCAGAGAGUGAGGUCGAGGUGGCAUUGCCGAAUGGAAUCAGAUACUAUGACAUAAAAGUCGGAGGAGGAGCCACACUAAAACAAGGCGACCUAAUCGUCAUCGACCUCAAAGGCAAAGUAGCAGGAAGCAAUGAAGAAGAAUUCGUCAACACAUUUGAACAAGGGAAAAGGCCUCUAGCACUAGUAGUAGGAUCAAGGCCUUACACAAAAGGAAUGUGUGAAGGGAUUGAGUAUGUACUAAGAACGAUGCGCGCCGGAGGGAAGAGGAGGGUGAUUGUACCAGCAGCGUUAGGGUUUGGCGACGAGGGGGCGGAUUUGGGUGAAGGACAUCGGAUACCGCCAUCAGCAACACUUGAGUUUGUUGUUCAGGUUGAUAGAGUCUCCAUCGCACCGGCUUGAAGCUGUGAUAUGAGGAGAUGUUUGUAUGUUUCAAUUUGUAGUGACGUGGUACCUUUGUGUUUCCGAGCACAAUGUUCAUAUUGGUCGUCAUUAGAAAAUUUUAUUCAUGUACGUAAUCAAUA